AUGCUCUCAGGAAAACCACUGUUUCCGGUAGAAAUUACCACCAGUAGCUCAAAUCUUGGGAUGUUAUCGGCACACCAACCCUGGGCGGGUUUUGUGUCAUUACCGCAUGCAGAUUAUGAGAUUAUAUUCGAGCUCUUCCUUCCCGCAAACGCCAGCCAUUCGCAAACCUUCUCCAACGCCAACCCUUUGGCUGUAGACUUCCUGACGAAGACUGUCUCAAAGAAGCUUUGGCUCACCCAUAUCUUGAAGCAUAAGUAUGUGCACUCCUUACUCGUGGAGCGCACAAACUUACAUGUGAUCCAGUACAAUCCCAAUGACGAACCAAUCACACCACCGCCCGACCUGGAGUUCUUCGAAGUUGACCUACACAAGAACCAUAUCAGCCGUGAACAGCUCAAAGAGCUCCUCCACGAAGAGAUCGUAUCCUUCUACACCGCCCCAAUCGUCAACACUUGUCCAUAA
Messenger RNA from Suillus subaureus, 462 nucleotides. RefSeq lists its product as uncharacterized. The record is from RefSeq and is a predicted model, not a curated record. The transcript has 3 exons. Lineage: Eukaryota; Fungi; Basidiomycota; Agaricomycetes; Boletales; Suillaceae. The coding region runs from base 1 to 462 and encodes 153 amino acids.